Messenger RNA from Eriocheir sinensis (Chinese mitten crab), 732 nucleotides. RefSeq names its product cuticle protein CP1246-like. Gene Ontology annotation, molecular function: structural constituent of cuticle. The transcript has 2 exons. NCBI's taxonomy places the organism in Eukaryota, Metazoa, Arthropoda, Malacostraca, Decapoda, Varunidae. The coding region runs from base 145 to 570 and encodes 141 amino acids. The record is from RefSeq and is a predicted model, not a curated record.
AGGGCCCAGGCACCAAGGACAGCAGGGGAGCAGGGCAAGGCGGGCACAGGGCGGGCAGGAGUGGCGCCGCCUGGAUAUAAGAAGGCGCCUCGGCAGCAGCACCACACAUCACUCUCCCUUUCCUGCAACGGCACGUCAGCAAACAUGAGGAUCCUUGUCGUAGUAGCGGCGGUGUUGGCCGUCGCGGCCGCCAGCCCCAUCGGCUUCGCGAGGAAAGGCGUAGGCCUGAUCGGUCGCAGCGGCAUCGUCACGGUCGACGGCCGCAUCAUCCCUUUCACCCGCGAGUUCAUGGACGACAUCGUGGAGAUCGGAGAGGCUGGCAUCGUGACUAAGUCCGGCAAGAACGUCCACCUCACCCUGGACCUGCAGCGAACGAAGCGCGACGUGACCAACGGCUUCACGAGGCCCAAGGUGGGCUCCAUCGGCUACGCCGGGGCGGUGCUCACUGACGGCACCAUCAUCCAGUUCACACCGGAGUUCAUCGAAGACAUCCUUUACUUCGGCGAGUCCGGCAUCGUGACCAAGUCCGGCAAGAACGUUCAGCUCACCGCUGACCUCAAGCGUGUCUAAGGUUGUUACGGGUCCGUCAGGGCCACGCCUGCUGCUGUUGCAAGUUUCCUUUACCUCAGUCUCCUGGAGGCAGUUUACAAGUGUCUCACCUUUGCUCUUCAUCAAUUUCUGUAAUCUUCCGUCCACCAUCUCUGCCAUGAACAAAGUCAUCAAAACUCUACA